Messenger RNA from Varanus komodoensis (Komodo dragon), 1556 nucleotides. It is a transcript of the gene TM7SF2, whose product is annotated as transmembrane 7 superfamily member 2. Gene Ontology annotation, molecular function: oxidoreductase activity, acting on the CH-CH group of donors, NAD or NADP as acceptor. Gene Ontology annotation, cellular component: nuclear inner membrane; endoplasmic reticulum membrane. The record is from RefSeq and is a predicted model, not a curated record. Gene Ontology annotation, biological process: sterol biosynthetic process. The transcript is spliced from 11 exons. Lineage: Eukaryota; Metazoa; Chordata; Lepidosauria; Squamata; Varanidae. The coding region runs from base 170 to 1429 and encodes 419 amino acids.
UCAGUGUGGGUUUUCCUGGCAUGCAAAAGAAGAUGGUCCCGGCCGUCCGGCUGCUGGGCACCGCGUGAUUUCAUACAAACUGAGCCACAGGACUGGGCGCGGAGGCCCAUCUGGGGAGGAAACUCUCGGGAGAGGACGCUCCCCGUUCUGACGUGCGCACACGAGGAGAAUGGAUCGAUUCAGGGUCCCCCGCACAAAAGAACUGGAGUUUGGGGGUGUCCUAGGGGCUGCUCUCCUGAUCGUCCUGAUGCCGGCCACUGUCUUCUACCUGCUGCUGACCUGCCGGACGGAGGAAGCCAGCCUGCUGAGCUUCCCUGCGCCUUUGCCCACGCUGCGCUCCUUGUGGAGCCCGAAGGACUGCCUGCUGGUCCUCGCCUGGCUCGGGCUUCAAGCUGCACUGUACAUGUUGCCGAUGGGCAAGGUAACGGAAGGGAUCGCCCUGCGGGACAAGAGUCGGCUGCAGUACCGUGUGAAUGGUUCACACGCCAUGCUAGUCACCGCGCUGGUUCUGGGGGCCGGACUGGCUGCAGGACUGCGCCUCAGUUACAUUUACGACCACUUCCUGCAAUUGGCUUUCUCCGCAUCCCUCAUCGCUUUCGGACUGAGCAUCUUCCUCUAUCUCAAGUCCCUCUUUGCUCCAGAGACGGCUCUGGCUCCGAGCGGGAAUUCUGGAAACCCAAUUUAUGACUUCUUCAUGGGCCACGAGCUGAACCCGCGCCUUGGUGCCUUCGACCUCAAGUAUUUCUGUGAGCUGCGCCCAGGUCUCCUUGGAUGGGCCUUGAUCAACAUGGCCAUGCUGGUGAAGGAGACGGAGCUGCGGGCCAGCCCCUCCUUGGCCAUGAUCCUGGUGAACGGCUUCCAGCUCCUGUACGUGGUGGAUGCCUUCUGGCAUGAGGAGGCCAUCCUCACCUCCAUGGACAUUAUCCACGACGGCUUCGGCUUCAUGCUGGCUUUCGGGGACCUGACGUGGGUCCCGUUUGUGUACAGUCUCCAGGCCUACUUCCUGGUAAACCACCCUCAGAAGCUCAGCCUGCCCAUGGCUGGGGGCAUCAUCUUGAUAAACGGGUUGGGCUACUCCAUCUUCCGUGGGGCGAACUCCCAGAAGAACACCUUCCGCCGGAACCCCGCUGACCCCAGAGUAGCUGGGCUGAGGACCAUCCCCACGGCCACCGGACGGCGCCUGCUCGCAUCAGGAUGGUGGGGGUUUGUACGGCAUCCAAACUACUUAGGGGACCUCAUCAUGGCGUUUGCCUGGUCCUUACCGUGUGGACUGACCCACACCCUACCUUAUUUCUACAUUCUCUACUUCACGGUGCUUCUAGUUCACCGGGAGGCCCGGGACGAGCGCCAGUGCCUGCGGAAGUACGGCUUGGCAUGGCAGGAAUACUGCCGCCGUGUGCCGUACCGGAUCUUUCCGUACAUCUAUUGACUCGCUGUUCCGCUGUUCAACCGGCGCCGCGACCGCACUGAUGGGAAGCCAGCCUCCCACGUGGCUUGGCCCUGCAGAACAGAAGCUCGUGCCCUUCGGAGAAACCAGAUGCCUCGGUCGGCAAGUA